Messenger RNA from Rotaria sordida, 1032 nucleotides. NCBI's taxonomy places the organism in Eukaryota, Metazoa, Rotifera, Eurotatoria, Philodinida, Philodinidae. The record is from the annotation of a GenBank genome assembly.
AUGCUUCAAUAUUAUCGUCGUUCUCUCUCUGCCAAUAAGAAUAAUGAUAGAGUAAAACGAACUAAACUUGAGAACAUCAAAGUUCUGGUAUCCUUGAUUUUACCAAUUAAUAUAGGAAUCUUUACUCUAGUAACAACACUUCAAAAUCGUCACAUUGCUAGUGAAGAACGUGAGCAAGAUCAAAAUCAAGCACAAGAUCAACAACGAGAAACAGUUUUUGUCAAUUAUAUUAAUGAUAUAGCUCGUUAUCGUGAUAAAAAUAGUGGUUUUCUCAAAGAAAGUUCACUUCUAUCGAAUGAUACACAAAGUCUUUGGUUCGGUGCUGAUUUCAAUCGAAUCAAAAUCGAUGGCAAUGAUUGUCGUUUUUCGAAUGCUACUUUUUGGGGUGUUCAAUUUCAGUAUGCAUCAUUAACGAAUUGUCAAUUUGAAAAUGUAAUUUUUCGUCAUACAAAUUUUAAUCAUGCUACUCUCACACAAUCAAGCUUUUAUAAUACACAUUUUAUUUCAUGUCAUAUGGAACAAAUCAAUUUUCAAGAUGCAAUCAUAUUCCUUUCAUAUUUCAAUAGUUCAAUGUUAAGUUUUGCAAAUUUUCUACAUACAACAUUAAGUACUGUUUAUUUUUUGAAUAUCAAUUUGACGGGAGCAAUAUUCACUACAAAACUAUCGAACUUCUUUGUUAUUCGAAAUUCAUUUCUUCCUAAUGGAACAUUUUCACCUGUUGAUGGUAUUGAUAUCAAGAUGAAUGAAUGUGCACUAUUAGACGGAUGGCAGGUAAUACCUGAUAGAAGUAUUCAAAUAAAAAAUUGUACAUUGGUAACUACUAAUAAUAAUGCCAGUAUAAGUCGAAUAAUUCCAAUGUCUUUGGCCGAUCAUUCAAUGCUUAUCAAUACUAAUCAAGCAGAAUUUCAAUUUAAAAUACAUGAAAAUGGUCUACCGACAAGAAUUUUAAUCAAUAUUGUUUUUGAUAAUGCGGAAAAUCUUAUUUUCGAUAUACAUGAUACUGGUAUGAUAUCAUUUCGAUUAUUGAAAUAA